Molecule: messenger RNA, 4238 nt
Organism: Echinops telfairi (small Madagascar hedgehog)
Lineage: Eukaryota; Metazoa; Chordata; Mammalia; Afrosoricida; Tenrecidae
Gene: ADGB
Product: androglobin
Exons: 31
Coding region: 267-4238 (1323 amino acids)
Biological process (GO): proteolysis
Molecular function (GO): protein binding; calcium-dependent cysteine-type endopeptidase activity; heme binding
Source: RefSeq, a predicted model, not a curated record
GUAAUAUACAAUCUGGUUUGUUUGAACAAAAGAAGGGGAAAUUCCCAAUAUGGCCAGAGUGGAGUGAAGCUGACAUAAAUGCAGAGAAAUGGGAUGCGGGGAAAGCUGCGAAAGAAAAGGACAAAACGGGCAAAAGCCCUGUAUUUCAUUUUUUUGAAGAUCCUGAAGGAAAGAUUGAAUUACCACCAUCGUUGAAAAUUUAUACCUGGAAACGUCCACAGGACAUUAUAUUUCAUAGGACUCCAGUGGUUGUGAAAAAUGAAACCAUGUUUGACUUGUUUUCAGCAAAUGAGCAUUUACUCGGCAGCGAGCUAAUGAGAUGGAUUAUCAGUGAACUUUAUGCAGUGUGGAAGAUAUUCAAUGGAGGAGCUCUGAACAACUCUUUGAAAAGCAGUUCAGGAGAACCCCCUAUUCUCUCCUGGAAGCCUUGGGAGCACAUAUAUUCUCUAUGCAAAGCUGUGAAGGGUCACAUGCCUUUGUUCAACAGCUAUGGAAAGUACAUUGUCAAACUUUUCUGGAUGGGUUGCUGGAGAAAAAUAACUAUUGAUGACUUUCUUCCAUUUGAUGAAGAAAACAACCUAUUGCUUCCCGCUACGACUAAUGACAUUGAACUCUGGCCAAUGCUUUUGUCCAAAGCUAUCAUUAAGUUGGCAAAUGUCGACAUCCAUGCGGCAGACAGGCGCGAGCUGGGCGAGUUCACCAUUAUCCAUGCACUCACCGGGUGGUUACCAGAAGUCAUUUCUCUAAACCCCAAUUAUGUGGACAAAGUCUGGGAGCUCUUGAAAGAAAUCCUGCCCGAGUUUAAACUUCCCGAGGAGCCAUGCUCGGACAGCAAAAUCACAGUGAUCGAGCCCAAGCUGAAAGAACCGGGGAGAGAAGCGAGAGAUGGCAAAGACUCGAGAGAGGGCAAAGAAGGGAAAGAACUUAAAGACACCAAACCAGAAAUUUCUCAGACGACACUCAAAGUACUGGAUAAAAGUGACAAAACGCUAAAGGAGAAAGCAGAUGCAAAAGACCUUGGGAAGAAGAGGAGUAAAGAUGGAGAAAAAGAAAAAGAAAAGGAAAAAUUCAAAUUCUCAUUUCAUGGUUCAAGACCCUCAUCAGAUGUGCAAUACUCCCUGCAGUCCCUGUCAGACUGUUCUUCGGCAACACUGCCCCCUCACAUGGUGGUAUACGCUACCUUUACGCCUCUCUAUUUGUUUGAAAAGAAGAUCUUUUCAUUGGAGACGAUGGCAGAUUCUGCUGAGAAGCUCCGAGAAUACGGGCUCUCGCACAUCUGUAGCCACCCUGUGCUGGUGACCAGAACAAGGUCUUGUCCUCUUAUAGCCCCACCCAAACCACCACCGGUACCUGCCUGGAAGCUCAUCCGUCAAAAAAAGGAAACGGUGGUGACAGAUGAAGCCCAAGAACCAGUAGUGAAGAAACCUGAACAGUUUCUUGAGAUUUCAAGUCCAUUUUUGAAUUAUAGAUUGCAUCCAUUUACAAUUCCAACAGAAACGCGUUAUAUAAAAUCUUACAUUAAGAAAGGACUGCCCCCAGGACCAGGUUUGUCUUCUCUCCCGGAGACUGAUGAAGCGGCAAACAGCCUGACGGACGUGAGUCCAGUGACCAGAAAUGUUUCCCAGGGAAAUAUUAAUUCACAAAUUGUACUUGGAAAAGAUGAACAACCAGAGGUCGGGCAGACCGACGCAGCACAUCCACCUGAAGGACUCAGUUACCAAGAUUUUGUCAACCUGAUGCCAUCCGUGCAGGAAAAAUCUCAGGAGGAGCUAUCCAUAAACACUAGUAUCGUGAAAGAAACAUGGUUGGACUACGACGACUUCUGCGUGUGCUUUCAGAAUAUAUAUAUUUUCCACAAGCCAAAUUCAUAUUGCUUCAACUUUCAGAAAUCAGAAUGUAAGUUCUCAGAUGAACGUGUGUCCUACUAUAUGUCUGUGGACAGUCUAAAACCGAUUGAACUACUAGUGUGCCUUUCUGCUUUGGUCCGCUGGGGAGAAUCCGGAGCUUUAACAAAAGACAGUCCUCACGUAGAGCCUGGACUACUCAUGGCUGAAGAAAUUUCUUGGAAAUCUCUGAAGCCACGAAGCCUUGUUCUGAAGAUUCAUACUUAUGCUACCAAGGCUGCCAUGGUCCGUCUGCCUGUUGGGAGACACAUGCUGCUCUUCACUAUCUACUCCCCGAUUGGACAUUACAUACAUGUCUGCAGCAUGGUGACAUUUGUUGUGGGAGAUGAAGAUGUGGUGCUACCCAACUUUGAGCCGGAGAGCUACCGAUUUACGGAACAGUCUCUAAUAAUUAUGAAAGCUAUUGGGAAUGUGAUUGCUAAUUUCAAAGAUAAGGCUAAACUCAAUGCAGCACUGAAGGAUUUGAAGGCAGCUCACUAUCCUGUGGCCCUCCAGGAUAAAGAACUAACUGCUCAACACUUCAGGGUCUUUCAUCUUUCUUUGUGGCGCUUAAUGAAAAAAGUUCAAAUAAUGAAAGCUCCUUCGAACAUCAAGUUUGCAUUUCGUGCUCUGGUUUUGGAUUUGGAUUUACUCGAAUCCCUCUUGGAAGAGACCUCUUUGGCCGAAUGGGUAGAUAUUAAAUAUUCUUCACCAGUUUCUGAGAAAGUAUAUUCUCCCGAGGAAGUAGCGGCUGCAAUUAAAAUUCAGUCCAUGUGGAGAGGAACUUAUGUUAGAUUACUAUUGAAAGCCAGAACACCAGACACAAAAGAAAAUAUCCUUGUUUCUGAUACUCUUCAAAAAUUUUGGGCUGUGGUGGAAAUGAAUAUGGAGCAAUAUUCAGUUUCUCUCUUAAGAUUAAUGUUUAAAAGCAAGUGCAGGUCUAUUGAAUCCUACCCAUGCUAUCAAGAUGAAGAAACUAAGAUUGCAUUUGCUGACUAUUCUGUGAAUUAUCCAGACCAGCCACCAAAUUCUUGGUUUAUAGUUUUCAGAGAAGUAUUUUUGGUUCCUCAAGAUAUGAUUGUGGUCCCUAAAAUAUACACAACCCUUCCAGUCUGCAUGCUGCACGUUGUUAAUAAUGACACAUUGGAGCAGGUGCCAAAGGUAUUCCAAAAAGUGGUGCCUUAUCUCUAUACCAAGAACAAGAAAGGGUACACAUUUGUAGCCGAGGCAUUUACCGGAGAGGCAUUUGUAGCAGCUGCACGGUGGAAACUACGCAUCAUCGGGUCUUACCAUCCGCUCCCAUGCCUCGCUCGAGAAAUUCCCAGCAAUACCUUUGCCAUGAAAGAAAUCAGAGAUUAUUACAUACCCAAUGAUAAGAAACUGGUCUUCAGCAAGCAAAUUCUUUUUACUCAUCCCUCUCCCAAGAAAGAGCCAGAGACAUAUGUGAAGAAGAGGUCUGCGAUAGGGAGUCAGAAGUCCAAUAAGGGGAGACCUGGAAGUGCAGCAACAGACGUGAGUCCCGUCAGCGUGGAUGAGGAGAAUGUCGUCGUUGUGCCCAUCAUAGAAGAGACUCCCAGCACACCGCAGCAGGCUUACAAGUAUAUUAUACAAUGUUUGGUAUUGUAUAAUAGUUGGUGUCUCACUGAAAAUCAGCUGACGUUUGUUCAAGCACUGAAAGACGUAGAGAAAAAUGAUACCAAAGCUCAAGGGGAGAAGCAUGAGGAAUCCAUCACCAUGGGCAGCCCAGAUUCCCACACUGUCAGCGAAGGGCAAAAGACUUCGGGAACUUCCAAAACAACAAGGAAAGGCAAAGAAAAGUCCUCUGAGAAAGACAAGGUCGCCAAAGACAAACAAGUGCCUCGCUUUGAGCCUCAGGUAUCUGCUGUUCAGUCUCAGCAAGAUGACCCCAACAAACCUUACUGGGUUUUGAGGUUGGUCACUGAACACAAUGAAGUGGAACUACUAGAAGUAAAGAAAGAUACAGAGCGAGCAGACGAAAUCCGAGCCCUGAAGCAAGCCUGGGAGAUGACUGAGCCUGGAAGAGCAAUUAAGGCAGCUCAGGCUCGUUUGAAUUACCUCAGCCAGUUCGUUAAGAAAGGGCCCGAUGCUGAGAGUGAGCAUGUGGCUGAAACUCAAGCAAAGCAUGGAGCUAUGGGACACCGGCAAUCCAGGAGUUCCAUAGGUGGAAAUGGCACCCCUUCAAGAGGCCUGCUCUGGAAGAAGUGGCAGCUGGGGAGAACCAUAAGUCACUUGACAAAAUUUAUAAGCCAUGACAGAUCUGGAGCCUCUGCAGCAGCAAAGCAGGAUCAUGAUCAUAGCACACGAAAGGAUAUCUGUAAGUAUUUCUCUCACUAA